AUGGGUUACGAUUAUGCACUCGUGCAUGUCACCUACACCAUACCGCCGGCGAUCCUCCUCUCCCUCCUCUACUACCCCCUCAGCACCCGCCUCGACCUGUACAAAAUCCUCUUCCUCAUCACCAUCGCCGUCACGUCCACCAUUCCCUGGGACAGCUAUCUAAUACGGAACAACAUCUGGAGUUACCCGCCGAAUGUCGUUCUCGGAUACACCAUUCACUCAAUACCCGUCGAGGAGGUCUUCUUCUUUGUUAUCCAGACUUUCAACACCACCCUGCUAUACCUGCUCCUGAGCAAGCCCGUGUUGAAAGAGACAUAUCUGGUAUUCGAGAGCAAGAACAAGAGAGGGAGCGCAUGGAGGAUUGCCAAGGUCACCGGCCAGAUUGUGUUGGCCUUGGGAGUGAAGAGCAGUGUGGACUUCAUCCGCGCGAACGAUGAGAGGACAUAUCUCGGCUUGAUACUGGUUUGGGCCCUGCCGUUCUUGCUUUUGUUGUGGAGUCUGGCAUACCAACUCAUCCUCGGAUUGCCCUUGACAUGCACGAUUGUGCCCAUCGCACUACCGACGCUAUACCUUUGGAUCGUGGAUACCCUCGCGCUGAAGAGAGGAACAUGGGUGAUCGAAGCAGGGACAAAGACGGGGUUUGAAUUAUGGUCGGGUUUAGAGAUUGAGGAGGCCAUCUUCUUCCUCCUCACCAACACACUCAUUGUGUUCGGGCUGAUCGCAUUCGACAACGCUAUUGCGAUCUUGAAUUGCUUCCCGGCGCAUUUCCCUCAAGUGCCAAGUUGGCCGUCGCCUGUCCUUCUGGUCCGAGCACUUCUCCUCCCUGCGCAAACGUACGACGACGAUCGGAUAUUGGGACUCCAACAAGCGGUUGCGCGACUGAAGGCCAAGUCCCGCUCGUUCUACCUCGCCAGCAGCACGUUCCAAGGUCGUCUCCGCAUUGACCUGAUCAUCCUCUACUCCUUCUGCAGGGUCGCCGACGAUCUCAUCGACAAUGCACAAUCAACGCAGGAAGCACGGGACUGGCUGAAGAAGCUGAAGAUAUACCUCGACUUGUGUUACGGUGCAGCUACGAAGAACGCCCAGGGGCAGGUCAUCGAAGCUCGGGAUGUCAACCGCGGGCCGGCGACACUCUUCACCAUGCAGAACUUUCCCGACGAUGCGAAGUUGACACUCCUCUUACUGCCAACGAAGCUGCUCAACAAGCAGCCACUGUACGACCUCCUCAAGGGCUUCGAGAUGGAUCUGACCUUUUCCGACAAGAAGAGCGAUGGACCGAUCAAGUCGGAGGCCGACCUCGAUCUGUAUGGCGCGAGGGUGGCAGGGACGGUCGCAGAGCUUUGCAAUCAGCUCGUGCUUCAUCACAAUGGCGGAAAGACGACGGAGGCACAGGCGAACCGACUCAUGAAAUCUGGACACAACAUGGGCAUUGCCUUACAAUACACCAACAUUGCUCGCGAUCUCGGUGUUGAUGCCAAACUCGGCCGAUGCUACGUCCCUCCCGCAUGGCUAAAGAAGGAGAAGCUCACCACAGAAUCCUUCAUCGACGGGCUGAAAGUAGCCGCGAUACGGAACCAGCUCCUCGACCGCGCCUUUGCUUUUUAUGAAGACAGUGUGAGUGCGAUUGAGGACUUACCCAGAGAAGCCAGAGCGCCGAUGCGAGUGGCUGUUGAGAGUUACAUGCAGAUAGGAAGAGAAUUGAGGAUACCAGGAUACCAAGUCAAAGCAGGACGAGCGACGGUGCCGAAAUGGAAGAGGAUAUGGGUAGCGUGGAACGCGCUGAGAGGACCGAGAGCGAAGAGCAUUUGA
Molecule: messenger RNA, 1809 nt
Organism: Zymoseptoria tritici IPO323
Lineage: Eukaryota; Fungi; Ascomycota; Dothideomycetes; Mycosphaerellales; Mycosphaerellaceae
Exons: 3
Coding region: 1-1809 (602 amino acids)
Biological process (GO): biosynthetic process
Molecular function (GO): geranylgeranyl diphosphate synthase activity; intramolecular lyase activity
Source: RefSeq, a predicted model, not a curated record